Molecule: messenger RNA, 1211 nt
Organism: Oncorhynchus nerka (sockeye salmon)
Lineage: Eukaryota; Metazoa; Chordata; Actinopteri; Salmoniformes; Salmonidae
Product: kinesin-like protein KIF19
Exons: 8
Coding region: 6-1211 (401 amino acids)
Biological process (GO): microtubule-based movement
Molecular function (GO): microtubule binding; microtubule motor activity; ATP binding
Source: RefSeq, a predicted model, not a curated record
UUCUGAUGAACCCCAUGGAGGAUCCAGAUAAUAUCCUGCGUGCUAACCGUUCCCGGGAGAAGACCUAUAUGUUCGACGUUGCAUUUGACUGCUCAGCCAACCAGGAAGAGGUGUACAGAGCCACGACCAAGGGCCUGAUCGAAGGCCUCAUAUCCGGCUACAACGCCACUGUUUUUGCCUACGGACCCACUGGUUGUGGGAAGACCUUCACUAUGUUAGGGACGGACAGAGAACCGGGGAUCUACGUACACACUCUAAAUGACCUGUUCAAAGCCAUUGAGGAGACCAGCGAUGACAUGCAGUACAACAUCUUCAUGUCAUACCUGGAGAUCUACAACGAGAUGAUCCGGGACCUUCUCAACCCAUCCUCUGGGUUCCUGGACCUGAGAGAGGAUUCUAAAGGAGAGAUCCAGGUGGCUGGCAUCACAGAGGUCUGCACUAUCAACGCCCGAGAGAUCAUGGAUCUGCUGAUGAAGGGUAAUAAGCAGCGUACCCAGGAGCCCACGGCAGCCAACCAGACUUCGUCCCGGUCCCAUGCCGUGCUGCAGGUGUCGGUCAGGCAGACGAGCCGCUGUCGAGACCUUCUACAGGAAGUCCGCUUCGCACGCCUCUUCAUGAUCGACCUUGCCGGCUCAGAACGAGCCUCACAGACACAGAACAGAGGUCAGAGGUUAAAAGAAGGGGCCCACAUCAACCGCUCCCUCCUGGCUCUGGGUAACUGCAUCAACGCCCUGAGUGAGAAACAUGGGAACAAAUAUGUCAACUACAGGGACAGCAAGCUGACGCGCUUGCUGAAGGACUCGUUGGGAGGCAACAGUCGCACAGUGAUGAUAGCCCACAUUAGCCCCGCCUCCCUGGCCUUCGAGGAGUCUCGCAACACGCUGAGCUACGCUGACCGUGCCAAAAGUAUCCGCACACGGAAGGACUGUGACCCGACCUGGGGAAUCCUCACCAAGAAGGACUGUGACCCGACCUGGGGAACCCUCACGAAGAAGGACACCCGACCUGGGAUCCCUCACCAAGAAGGACUGACUGUGUCCCGACCUGGGGAAUCCUCACCAAGAAGGACAGACCCGACCUGGGGAACCCUCCUCACCAAGAAGGACUGUGACCCGACCUGGGGAACCCUCACCAAGAAGGACUGUGACCCGACCUGGAGAACCCUCAAGAAGGACUGUGACCCGACCUGGGAACCCUCACCAAGAAUGUGA